CAAGUGCAUUGUGGGAUUACAUGGUGGUCAUUUUUGUCAUAUUAUUGUCGAAAAGUCUCGCAAACAAGCCGAAUAAUUGCGCAUUACCUGAAACUCGCAUUAAUUACUAUGAAAUUUGUGAUAUGCUGUUUAUUAUUAAUCGCCGUAUCUGUGUAAACCGUGCAUUUAUCCAAGCGUUUGAUAACAAAGGUCAUUUCAGAUGAACCUAACCCAACGUCUCUAGAGUCUCGAAAAAGAAAUUACCAUGUUUUGGAAGUACAACAACAACUCAUCGUCGGAACUCGACGCCCUGCUUUGCAAACAGGACGUGACUCUAGCCGAGGUGAUGGACGCCGAAGACAUCAUCAAUCAGUGCAAGGCGCAAAGCAAGGGUUUGAUCGACUUCUUGUUGAAGCCCGAAAUGAUGGAGGAGCUUGUGAGUCUCAUAACUCGCGAGCCCUCGAAUGAAUUGGACGAAAGAGUUAGGUUUAAGUACCCCAACAUUGCGUGUGAAUUACUUACAUCGGAUGUUCCUUCAAUUAACGAGAGGCUGGCUAGUGACGAAGUACUGCUUGAUAAGUUGUACAGUUUUUUAGAGUGUGAGCCCCCUUUAAACCCACUGUUGGCUUCCUACUUUAGUAGAAUUAUGGGUGCACUUAUUGCAAAAAAGACUGAGCAGAACUGGUUGUCCUAUCAGUUCACUUGCUUACAGGUUCUAGAUUUUUUAAAAACAAAGGACACCUUUAUAUCAUUACUGCUCAAACAUUUAGGCACUUCCGCUAUCAUGGAUCUCAUGCUCAAGCUUAUGACACAGGUUGAAAGCCUCGAAAUGCGACAAAAUAUUCUCAACUGGUUAGACAGUCAGAGAAUUAUGCAAUCGUUGGUUUGUCUAUUAAAUCCGAAAAUUGACAAAGAAAGGCACUAUAAUGUUGCUCAAUUAUUGUGUGAUUUUAUCAAAGCAGCUCGUGAUACUCAAAGAAAUUCAUCGGAAAGAGUUGAUCCGGAUCCGCUACUUAAUACAUUAGAAUCAGCUGAAACAGUAUCAUUAUUGUUAGAUAAUAUAUUUCAAGAGGAAAAGACCGAAAGUGCUAUUGUUGGCGGCAUUCAAGUACUUUUAGCACUUCUAGAUAUUUCCCAAUUGAGCAUUCCUAAAAUAAACUCCCAAAUUAGCUACAAUUCCAACAUAAACGACGAAGCAAUCGACAUAGAACACAAAGAGAAAGUCAUAAAGUCGACAACGGAGGCAAUCCUUGGCCACAUAAAAGACUUUCAUGAAUUACUAAUAAACCCGCCCAUUAAAUCAUCAAUAAAUACGAGUGUUGGUYUUUUGGAAACACCUCUCGGCAAUACACGUCUUCAAGUYACUAAACUUUUUGCUGCUGUAAUAGCCUCAAAUAACGCACGAUUGGCCCAAGAAAUUGUCUCAAUGGACACAUUUUCCAUACUUUUAGACUUGUUUUUUAAAUACCCGUGGAACAAUUUCCUUCAUACUCAAGUGGAAAAUUGCCUUAUAUCCGCUUUGAAYACACACACGUCGGACGAAUCUGAUGAAAAUUCGAAUGCCUUAAGUACACACUUGUUAGUCAAAUGUAAUGUAAUUGAGCGAAUUUUGAAAGCUUGGAAAGACAACGACGAGCAACAGAAAGCUAAUGGAGUACGACAGGGUUAUAUGGGCCAUUUAAUAAGCAUAAUUAACAAAAUAGUUGAAUUGUGUUCAAAUACUUCACUAGGGAAGUAUCUAAUUGAUAAUUUACCAGAAAUCGCCAAAAGUUUAGACGAAUUUAAAGAAACAACAUUGAAAGAAACAAAUUCCGUUCAAGAUACAUUAUUGGGCGGAGUUUAUCCGCAUACGUUGCAUGAAGAGGGCACCGACUAUCCGGGUGUUACGUACAACCAAAACGAGAUUUAUUGCAAUUAUCAGACCCACAACCUGACUCCGCACUGCAUCGACGGCUAUAGCGGUUUCAACGACGAUGAAUUCAACGACGGCGACGACACUUUACAGUCGAUCGACCAUCGAACCGAUAUGAAUUUCAGCCUCACCGAUGGCGAUUUGGCCCAACAACGUGAACUUUUCAAGCAAAUGUGUGCCCAAAACAUCAAUACACUUGACGAUGCCGAUGAUCAAAUUUUUGAAGACAGAGAUCACACUUUUCAAACGGUUAUUGAAAAAGAGGGUCAAAAUGACACAGUCUACAGUAGUGAUAGUGACGAUGAUUCACCAUCGGGGGUUCCCAUGGACGUUGAUCCCUGGCUUUCGCCAAAAGCAUCCGAAACCGGUGUCGUCGCCCCCUUGGAAACGGCCGAUCCGUGGGGCGGAGUCCCACAAACCAACACCGAUCAAAUGGGCGAUUGGGCCGAUUUUAGUUCGGUUAGUUUCGAGGCGAAUUUCGAUGCCGUUUUCGACAAAAAAACCGUCGAAAACGAUCUCAAAGUGGAAAGUAUCGAAAAAUCAGUCAGUAUUGAAACAGUUGCUCAAAAAGAGGAAAAAGAAGCGGGUGAUUUGUGCGAAACAAAAGACACACAACCGGUCGCCGAACCGUCCAAUACGUCAUCAGUUGAGGGAGACAAGUGUCCAGUAAAAUCGCAGGAGGCUUCGCCUCCGGAGAAGAAAGAUGUGUGAAUAACGCCCCCCUCCCCUACAUAUCAAACGGGAACUUAAUAUGUUAGAAUGAAUGCCAUAAAAUGAUGAUAGUGUUUUGUAAUCGACACAUUUUAAUCAUUACAGUAAAACUAUCUUUCAUAAUUUUUUAACAUGAUUAUUCAUCUAGCAAUAUUCUAGGAUUUGUUGAGAAAUGUGGUUAUUUAAUUUAUUGGUUAUUUUUUUACUUUUGUUACCUUUGUAAAGAGAUMCGUUUGGAAAAUGUUGAUUCAGGGUUAAAUAGUAUUAAAGUGUGUAUUUAAAAUUGCUUAUCGCUUAGUAUUAAUGUGAUCGAUCUCUUUGCAAAGCGUGCAAUAUCGAUGAUAAAYGAGAUGAUUGAAAUAGAUUUUGUGCAUUUUUGUGUUGAUUUUAGCGGCGGUUUUGUUUUGCACAAAGUCUGUUCAGUAUUGUGAUAUAAACCAAUCCGAUGCAACUUAGAAUAUUAGUUACUUUAUUGUGCCUGUUAAUGCAAUCAGAACUUAAACCAAAUGUAAAAGUGUAUUCAUCGAAACAUGCAUAUAUGUAAAUAUAUACUAUAUCGUCCCUCUGYAGGGACUCUACUUGAAUUUUAGUUUGGACAGUUUAUAAAAYUGUACAAAAGUACAAAUAGUUUUCAUAUGUGACCAAUAUUUUACGUUCUCAUUUCACUCACUUUGUUUCGCUACUAUAACUUCUGUGAUUAUAGAUUGUGGCUGAAUUACGACAUAGCACACUUGUACUAUUUUUUUUAGCGCAUUCGACCCUCAUGAACAGUGCCUAGGCAUAUUGUAUAUUUUUUAACAUCCUCGUACUGUUAUUUUGUUUCCAGUGUCUUGGUUCUAAUAAAAUUUAUUGAAUUUCAAAA
Messenger RNA from Tribolium madens (black flour beetle), 3464 nucleotides. It is a transcript of the gene fmt, whose product is annotated as serine/threonine-protein phosphatase 6 regulatory subunit 3. The transcript is spliced from 16 exons. Gene Ontology annotation, cellular component: cytosol; nucleus. Gene Ontology annotation, molecular function: protein phosphatase binding; protein phosphatase regulator activity. Lineage: Eukaryota; Metazoa; Arthropoda; Insecta; Coleoptera; Tenebrionidae. The coding region runs from base 245 to 2602 and encodes 785 amino acids. The record is from RefSeq and is a predicted model, not a curated record.